AUAUCAACUCAAUUGAAUUACGAGAAAAACGUGAUAGUGCGCAGAAUCAUAAUCAUAAUAAAAUAAAAAACUAAUAUUAUUAUUAUAUAAAAGGCUAAAAAAUAGCAUCACAAAGCAAUAUAAAAAGAAAUUCAUUGCCUUAAAAAAUUGAAAAAAUUAAUAACCCCCAAAUCAAUCCUCCCAAAACGCACACUCGACUCCACACAUACUGCAAUGGAAGUAGAAUCCGGCACACCGCCACGGCCACCGCCGCCGUCUUCCGGCGCGCAGUCCCAAAUCAGCCGUCUCAACUCCUACGUCGCGAAAUCCCGCGUCGGCAAGCGGUUCAAGGUUACCGAGCGCAACACCUCGUUCACCACGGAGCUCCGCGCCGGCACCGCCACGUUCCUGACAAUGGCCUACAUCCUGGCCGUGAACGCCUCCAUCCUGUCGGAUUCCGGCGGCACGUGCUCCGUCUCCGACUGCAUCCCCCUUUGCUCCUCCGGCGGCGACUGCAUCCCCCCCGACGCCUCGUGCAAAUUCGAACCGGUCAACCCCGGGUACGCCGCGUGCCUUGAGAAAACGCGCAAGGAUCUGAUCGUGGCGACGGUGGCGUCCUCCCUCAUCGGCUGCGUCAUCAUGGGCCUCUUCGCCAACCUCCCCCUUGCAUUGGCGCCAGGGAUGGGCACCAACGCCUACUUCGCCUACACCGUCGUUGGCUUCCACGGCUCCGGCAACGUCACCUACCAAGCCGCCCUAGCCGCCGUCUUCAUCGAAGGCCUCAUCUUCCUUCUCAUCUCCGCCGUCGGCCUCCGCGCCAAGCUCGCCAAAUUAGUCCCCAAACCCGUCCGCAUCUCCUCCUCCGCCGGCAUCGGCCUCUUCCUUGCCUUCAUCGGGUUGCAGAACAAUCAAGGCAUCGGCCUCAUCGGCUACAGCUCCUCCACAUUGGUCACCCUCGGCGGCUGCCCGGCGGGCGCCAGGGCGGCGGUGGCCCCCGUCAUGACCCUCGCAAACGGCACGGCUGCCCUAAUUCCCGGAGGCACGGUCUCCGGCGAUAUACUCUGCCUCCACGGGCGCAUGGAGAGCCCCACUCUGUGGCUGGGUAUCGUGGGAUUCAUCAUCAUCGCGUAUUGUUUGGUGAAAGACAUCAAAGGCGCCAUGAUCUACGGAAUCAUCUUCGUUACGGCGGUUUCCUGGUUCAGAAACACAAAAGUGACGGCGUUUCCGAGCACGGCGGCGGGGGACGCGGCCUUCGGCUACUUCAAGAAAAUCGUUGACAUCCACAAAAUAGAGAGCACGGCGGGGGCCCUGAGCUUCAAGAGCAUCGGAAAGGGGCAUUUCUGGGAGGCUCUAGUGACGUUCCUGUACGUGGACAUCCUGGACACCACAGGGACGCUCUACUCCAUGGCCAGCUUCGCCGGAUUCGCGGACGACUCCGGCGAGUUCGAGGGGCAGUACUUCGCCUUCAUGUCGGAUGCGUCGGCGAUCGUGGUGGGGUCGCUGCUGGGGACGUCGCCGGUGACGGCGUUCAUCGAGUCGUCGACGGGGAUAAGGGAGGGGGGGAGGACGGGACUGACGGCGCUCACGGUGGCGGCAUACUUCAUGCUGGCAUUCUUCUUCACGCCGCUGCUGGCGUCCAUACCGGCGUGGGCGGUGGGGCCGCCGCUCAUACUGGUGGGGGUGCUGAUGAUGAAGGCGGUGGUGGAAGUGGAUUGGGGGGAUAUGCGGCAGGCCAUUCCGGCCUUCAUGACUCUCAUUUUGAUGCCGUUGACGUAUUCCAUUGCCUAUGGCUUGAUCGCUGGGAUUGGGACCUAUAUUGUCUUGCAUUCCGGGGAUUGGAUUGCCCAAUUUCUAACCAAAUUUCGCCCUGCAAAUCUAAAUACUCACAAUGCUGGGGUCAAAGAAGAGGAACUUUACGAUCGGAAGAACCAGGAUGGAUAAGGACAACUCGAACAUCAACCGAGACCUUAACGCGAAAUUUAACCUAGAAGAGGCAAUUGCUUCCAACAGGGCCAAAGACUUGGUUGUAGAGCUGUUGAACGAACCAGGAAAUGCUACCGAUCCAAGUUCAACUCUA
Messenger RNA from Salvia miltiorrhiza (redroot sage), 2056 nucleotides. RefSeq names its product adenine/guanine permease AZG1. Lineage: Eukaryota; Viridiplantae; Streptophyta; Magnoliopsida; Lamiales; Lamiaceae. Gene Ontology annotation, cellular component: plasma membrane. Gene Ontology annotation, molecular function: purine nucleobase transmembrane transporter activity. Bases 214 to 1920 code for a protein of 568 amino acids. The record is from RefSeq and is a predicted model, not a curated record. Gene Ontology annotation, biological process: transmembrane transport. The transcript is spliced from 2 exons.